AUGUCACCAAGCGACGCUCUGGACGACCUCAAGAAUCUCUCCCCAUUGGAACUCGAAUUCUCUCCUUCCGCUGGCGACACGGAAGCUCACGUUACCCAAUCCGAGUCUGCCGCAUUGAAAGCCCUCAAGCUGGAAAACUCCAAUGAGGCUUUGGGGACCAUCACGGCCGCCUCCGAUCUCGCAGAUGACUCUCACUUCGGGGAUUUUCGGUUCGAGUACCAGAAUCCAUUAGAAGACUCUCCUAUGGAUGGCCUACCGUCUACCUUCGAUGAUCACGCCCCCGAUGUGUUCACGACAUCUCAGCGGCCUUCGAUAGCGUCGAUGCCGGACCGACAGGACUCGGUAACGUCCAUCACCGUUCAAACCUCGGGCUACGGCGGUGCCAAUGGUCCACGGCGGACCAGUCCGGGGGUUUCUGAAAAUAGUACGCCGGACAGCAACGGCAAUGGCGCCAAUUCGUUGGAGGAGCCGAUGUCUGAUGAGUUCGGUCUUGCCACGGGCGGCCUGGGAGGUGGAACCGACAUGGGGGGGAAGUCUAAAGGGGAGAAGGCCGAUACUGCGCCCGCAUGGAGCGAGCUCAAAACCAAGGCCGGAAAGGAGAGGAAACGCUUACCGUUAGCUUGCAUUGCAUGUCGCCGAAAAAAGAUACGCUGUUCCGGCGAGAAACCUGCAUGCAAGCAUUGUCUCCGGUCACGCAUUCCUUGCGUCUACAAAGUCACAGCACGGAAGGCUGCCCCGAGGACUGACUACAUGGCCAUGCUGGACAAGCGGCUGAAGAGGAUGGAGGAGCGCAUCAUCAAGGUUGUACCAAAAGCCGAGCAGGAUGCAAUCGCGUCGUCCGUGACUCGGGCCGUGGUCAAGCCGGCAAUCCCGGGUACACUCACUAGUGGGAAGGCAGCGGCUGCCAAGAAACGGGGCGCUGAUGAGGCCUUUGGCCCCGAUCUGGACCACUGGGCUCGCGCCCCGUCGAGGUCGAAGCUUGAUGGUCCCAACAAGCCCUCCUCGAUCUUGGUGCAGGAGGCCGAAGAAAGCAAACUGUUGCUUGAGGGAGGCGACGCUCUCCCUUCAAAGGAGAUCCAGGAGCACCUCGCCGAGGUCUUCUUUGAGAACAUAUACGGCCAGGCAUAUCAUCUUCUCCAUAAGCCUAGCUUUAUGAGAAAGCUCAGAGCCGGCGCCCUUCCCCCGGUCUUGGUCCUAUCAGUCUGCGCAAUUGCGGCACGCUUUUCCAACCACCCGAAGCUCAACACGCAUCCCAAUUUCCUCCGCGGGGAGGAAUGGGCCUCCGUUGCCCGUGAUAUUCUGACGAAACGAUAUGAGUGGCCCAAUAUUACCAUCUUGACGUGCCUGCUCAUCCUGGGGUUGCACGAGUUUGGCACGUGUCAUGGGGGACGAAGCUGGUCGCUGGGAGGGCAAGCGAUUCGCAUGGCUUUCGCACUCCAGCUUCACAAAGACUUAGAGCACGACCCGCUUCGAAUCACCGGCAAAACUCAACUCAGCUUCGUCGACCGAGAGAUUCGAAGACGGACAAUGUGGGCUUGCUUCUUGAUGGACCGUUUCAACUCGUCGGGGACCGACAGACCGACGUUCAUCCGAGAGGAGACGCUCAAGAUUCCGCUUCCUAUCAAAGAAAAGAAUUUCCAGUACGACAUCCCCGGUCCCACCGAAACGCUCAGCGGUCAGGUUCUUGAGCCCGUGACGGAGGGCCAGUCCACGGACGCCAAGGAAAACAUGGGAGUCGCGGCCUGGAUGAUCAAGGCCAUUACGUUAUGGGGCCGAAUCAUCGGCUACCUGAAUCAGGGCGGGAAAGAGCUGGAUCCUCACCCAAUGUGGAGUCCGGAUUCCGAGUACUCCAAGUUAAUCAAGCAGACCGAAGAUAUCUUGACCGAGCUGCCCGAGUCUUUGGUGUACACACCUGAGAAUCUUCACCUGCACGAGACGGACAACAUGGCCAACCAGUUUCUAUUCCUGCACAUCUCUAUCCAACAGAACAUUCUUUUCAUGAAUCGGUUUGCCGUAUCGCCACCAAGCGGCCAUUUGCAGCAAGAUGUGCCCAAGGCAUUCGUGACAAAGGCCGGGGCGAAGGCGUUCGCCGCAGCGAACAGGAUCUCGGAGUUGCUCAAGGAUGCCGAGUCGCAUUUUAUCACGGCUCCGUUCACAGGAUACUGCGCCUUUCUGUCUAGCACUGUUCACAUCUUCGGCAUAUUCUCCGGUAACCCCACGAUGGAAGCUACAUCGAAACGAAACCUAGCGACCAACGUCAGGUUCCUGUCCAAGAUGAAGCGGUACUGGGGCAUGUUCCAUUGGAUGUCUGAGAAUCUCCGGGAACAAUAUCGCACCUGCGCCGAUGCAGCUAGACAGGGAAAUCCUGCCAGCGAGAAUCCGUCAUCGCCAAUUUUCCAGUACGGGGACUGGUUUGAUCGCUAUCCGCAUGGCGUAUCGCAAUCUGAUUUCUUAGACCCUGCAUCGUACAAGAAGAAAGAGAAAGGGGACGACGCUGUGCUUGAGCAAAAGCCGGAACUUCACACUGUCGAAGAGUUCUUCACCACUCUCUCGCCGCGGAGCGCCGAGAAUGCGGCCGCCAACGGAAUCCCACGUCCCGGUCAGCCUGGCUCACAACUCAAACGAAAGUCCAUGGUCCGAAAAGCCAGCACCACCUCCCGCGCCGGUGGUCCCGACCAGGUCCUAGAACCCCUCCAGACAGACUUUGCCCGCCAUCAAUCUGCCACUGCGGAGCAGAUUCAUGCGGCGACUGCUCGCCUCCAGCCCCAGCGCGCCUUCUCUAACACGGCCAAUGGCACCCUCAGCGGAGGCCAACAACCGGCCAGCGGAUCAAACUCGUUUAACCCUUUAUCAGUUGCUCAUUCAGCUAACUCGUAUCACGCGCUCUCCCCCGUCUCGCCAGUUGCUGUAUCCCAUCACCUAUCCCGCCAUCACCAUCAUCCUCCGCCACCAGCAUCUUUCUUCUCCCCAGAUCCCUUCGCAAUGCCCUUGACCGCCGCCCACGGUAUGAGCCGCCUCGACCGUCAGCUCGUGUUUGGCGCAUACGGAGUUGGCGGGGUAGACCACCCAUCCAGCGGACUGGGCGGAGGUGGUCUUGCCGGGUGGGCAGAAGGUGCUGGUGAAGGGGGCGGUGGCCACGACAGACACGGGCAUGGAGGUCAUGGGCAUGGACACCCCCACCCUGCCGAUGCGGUCCUGAACGCUAUGUUUGGGGACCCUAGCUCGGCGUGGUUCAUGCCGUUCAAUAUGGAGCCGCCAGAGAUUGGGGCGGAUUUAGGGGGAAUAGGAGGACUGGAUGGGUUUGCAGCUGAGGAAGCCGGGGAGAUGUAG
Messenger RNA from Canariomyces notabilis, 3330 nucleotides. RefSeq lists its product as uncharacterized. Bases 1 to 3330 code for a protein of 1109 amino acids. Gene Ontology annotation, biological process: regulation of DNA-templated transcription; DNA-templated transcription. Gene Ontology annotation, cellular component: nucleus. The transcript is spliced from 3 exons. The record is from RefSeq and is a predicted model, not a curated record. Lineage: Eukaryota; Fungi; Ascomycota; Sordariomycetes; Sordariales; Chaetomiaceae. Gene Ontology annotation, molecular function: DNA-binding transcription factor activity, RNA polymerase II-specific; DNA binding; zinc ion binding.